AUUGCUAACCAGUAUUACGGACGUCCUCUGUAGAAUUUGUCCUCUUUGACCUUUCCUUGUUGGAACCUGUUGGAGCUAACGAAUCAGUAGGCCCUAUUCAUUUGAGCAGUUGAUCAGUUCCGUUUACGCACGUGCAUCAAUGCACGCAUCUUAAGUUUACAUACUUUUUUCAACCUAACCACAAAUACAAAUAUAACCUAAAAUUUUAUGAACGCCCGAUCACUUCUAUCAUGAAUAUGUUUAAUUUGCGUGCGCAUUGAUAACUAUUGAAUAUGCAAAUAUCUAUCGAAAAUUGAAUUCGCGAAAGUACAAAAAUGAAAGUUAGAAAGAAAAUUAUACAACGACAGCAAGAGAAAGAACAAGCUCUAUAUGUUCGUUUGCCACAUACAAUUCGAGAUAAAGACGAUGUUGCAAAAUUAUUUACUGGUAAUUUUAAAGUAAAUUUACUUCGGCAAUCUAGUAGGUAUUGUUAUGUGGUAUUUCCCGAUGUAAAGGAGAAGAUGAAAAAUUUAACAGCAGUGAAGAAUACAAGGAUAAAUGGGAAACGUAUAGUGGUUGCACCUGCAAAUACAAAAAUUGAGAGAAAAACUACAAUAGUAAGAAAAAAGAUUGUUAUACCUAAGGUGAAAGAAGAUAAAAAAUUGACAAAACACCUUUUUGUAUCAAAUAUCAAAUGCGGAACAAAACCUGAUGAAUUGAAGGCAGUUAUCCCAGGCUGUGUAUCUGUUAAAAUGUUAAAACCAUACUCGCAGACAUCUAAGGCUGCAAUAGUUAAAAUGGAAAGUACUCAGUUAGCAGCAGAAUAUUUAAUGAAUGUAAGAGAUAAACCAACUGUAGCAGGAAGAAAAUUAAGGUUAAAUCCAGACACUAGAGACAGACAUAGAAGACACGAAUCGAAACCUCUUAAAAUUUAUGAUGGUGAAACAGAAAUAGGACAAGAAGUUACAAAAGUGAAAUAAAACUUUGUUAUAUCAUACUUAAAAAUAAGAUGUAUACAAUUUAUUAUGCUAUUAAAUUUUUAUUUGCUUUCAAA
Molecule: messenger RNA, 1033 nt
Organism: Bombus pyrosoma
Lineage: Eukaryota; Metazoa; Arthropoda; Insecta; Hymenoptera; Apidae
Exons: 3
Coding region: 315-959 (214 amino acids)
Molecular function (GO): nucleic acid binding
Source: RefSeq, a predicted model, not a curated record